Molecule: messenger RNA, 2613 nt
Organism: Zasmidium cellare ATCC 36951
Lineage: Eukaryota; Fungi; Ascomycota; Dothideomycetes; Mycosphaerellales; Mycosphaerellaceae
Exons: 1
Coding region: 1-2613 (870 amino acids)
Cellular component (GO): NuA4 histone acetyltransferase complex
Molecular function (GO): protein binding
Source: RefSeq, a predicted model, not a curated record
AUGCCCACCUCUUAUUCCGCCUACACGGCCCUCGAAUCGCUCCUGCUCUUCCAAGGCCUGAGGGCCGAUGGCGUCCAUCCUAGCAGCUUCAACAAAAUCUCCGACCAACUGAAAAGCAUCAGCCUGAUCAGCAACGAGCCCAGCUUCGACAGCGGUCGUCUGAGUCCAGAUGCUUUGCGCGAGUUGUAUCUGGACCUGCUCAAGGAGGAAGUCAAGGAAGAUUUGGAGCGACAGGUGAAUGGCGACAACCAUCUCACCAAUGGCGACGUUUCGCCCGGCUCGCGAAAACGCAAGGCUCCCAGUCCCAGCCUACCGACCGUGAAAGAGGCGGCCAAACAUUCACAUUUGAUCCCACAACUGGUCACACGACUGUACACGCGCUAUCGCAACCAUGUCGUCCAGAAGCUACGCGCACACGAGGCCAAAUACGCCGAGGUCAAACAACAGAAGGAGGAGAUUGAUGCGCGCAAAUGGGAUGAAUCGCUACUUCGAAAAGGGACGCCGACUCAGACCCAAAGUCCAAAGCCCUCGCCGAAGCCUUCGUCCAGUGCACAUACGCAGCCUGACCUAGCUCGUCAGAAUCAGGCUCAGGCAGGGACUCCUUCAGCGGCGACUCCGCCUGUCCAGCAGAAGCAGCCGCAGAACGAUGGCGAAGCAAAUGCGAAGAGGUAUUCGCAGGCCAAAAUUGAAUCGGUCAUGAACCAUGAACCACAGGACAGUCCGGGCGGUCACCGCAGAGCUUCUUCCAACACCACGCUCCCUCCGUUGUCUGAGAUGGCGCCCCAGUCACCGCGUUUUGGCAUCCCUCCAAAGAUCCCCGGUCCAGGCCAUCCUCACCCGCCAAUGCAGCAGAUGCCUCACGGCGCGUACACCCAUUCUCCUCCAGCUGGACAGCAGUCUCCGUAUCCACCUCAACAUGCGCAUCCAAGGUCUACGUCCGUGUCGAGCCCACAAGUGCAGCAGUCACUCUCGCGACCUUCAUCUUCGCCACGGCCGAUACUUCCUCCGCCAAAGGGCAUGCAAUUAGCGCCCGUGCCACACACUGGUUCGCCCAGCAUGCAAGGUAGUCCUAUGCAUCCUCAGCAACAUCAUUCAUCCCCUCAGCAGCAGCAUUAUCAACACCCGCCGCAGCAUCGCAUGCCAUCUGGACCAUCGCCAACAGGAGAGGGACCGCCCAGAGGAUAUCCCACUACACCGUUGGCUCCUCAUCCAGGAGGGUACUACCAGCAACAACCACCGCCGCAAUACAUGGAUCGCCGAACGUCGUAUCCACUUCAGCAGAUGCCACAUGGUCAGCCGUAUCCAAACCAGCAGCCCCCACCACACCAAGGAGGCUACAUGUUGCCGCCAUUUCAGGUUGCCUCCCAGGACCCAACGAAGCCCCUGCAGGCCAUUCGACCACAGCAGAUGCCACCGCACGCACAGAGGCCUCCACAGUACUUCCCGCAUGGUCACAAUGGUCCAGCGACUGCACCCAGGCCUCAGCUCCCACCACGUUUGGUGUCGGACGUUGUAUCAGCUCUUGCGACACCGCCACGUCCUAGACUCAAGCCGCUGUGGAAGAGCGAGUACCGCCCUUCGCCACUUGUGGUGCCAGACCCUAAGCCUCGACCUGACAUUGAACCUUUGAGCCCCACAUUGGAACGCGCAAAGUCACCCACCCGUUCAACACGCACGACACGUGGCCGUGAUGCUCCGACGAUCGAGGAACCACUGCAGGCAGAACCCGCCUCGAAGACAAGGUCGAGGAAGCGUCGCACGAAUGCUCGAGACAAAAGCCCCCAUAGUGUGGUGUCUUCCACUGCCGACGAGUCCAUGCGUACCGCGACACGCAGCCAGUCCGUCAGCACAGUCGCCGGCAUGCACCCACCCUCAGACGAUCGGCCUAGCAGCAGAGGGGGUGUCAAAGCAGAGCCUUCAACGCCUGCCAACAUCCUUGACGAUGCGGAGCCUACGCCUACAGCUUCUGCAACUCCAGCAACUGGCGUCUUGACUCGGAAGCGACGAGGAACUCUACAGUCUCAAGCUCAACCUCCAGCCAAGCGCAAGCGGCAAGAAUCUCCAGCCGCCGAGGCAGAGGAUCCGCAGAUGUCGACUCCACCACCAAGGAGCACCACUGUAACGGCUACUCGCAAUUUUGCCAAGAUAUCGUCUGCAGUCAUGAAUGAUAUCGCGAGUCAUAAGCACGGGACUUACUUCGCGAAGGAGGUGCGUGAGAAGGAUGCUCCUGGAUACAGUGACAUCGUCAAGCAACCUCAGAAUCUCAAGUCAAUCCGCAGUGCCAUCACGGCCGGUGCUCGUGCGAUUGCAGCGGCUUCAACGGCCGAAUCACCAUCUGCCACGCCAUCUGCUUCGUCUACGACGGUCGAGCUGGAGCGGAGUGUGGACCUAAUACCUCCCAAGGCAAUUGUGAACAGCGCACAGCUGGAGAAGGAGCUCAUGCGGAUGUUUGCCAACGCGUACAUGUUCAACCCUGGCGAAGACGGAAUGGCACUCUCUACUAAAGAGAUGUUUCAGGACGUCGAGCAGACCAUCAGCAACUGGCGUGGUACGAACCGCGAAGUUGCAGGGGACGAAGACGAGGAGGGUAAGGGAAAGCGGAGGAAGGGGUAA